CUUUCCCCUCCUCGUCUCGUCCCUAUCCAUCUCUCUCCCCCACCCCACCCUCCUCUUCGUCUUCCUCCUCCUCCCGCGCCGCCGCCGCGAUCCCCAAUCCGAUCUCCCGAAGCGGCUCGUUGAAGGCAAGCAGGGCGGGGAGCGUGAUGGCGAGGAGCUCGUUCAAGCUGGAGCACCCCCUCGAAAGGAGGCAGGCUGAGGCCAACCGCAUCAGGGAGAAGUAUCCUGAUAGAAUUCCUGUCAUUGUUGAGAAGGCUGAGAGGAGCGACAUUCCUGACAUUGACAAAAAGAAGUACCUUGUUCCUGCUGACCUCACCGUUGGACAGUUCGUGUAUGUUGUUCGGAAGCGGAUCAAGCUCAGUGCUGAGAAGGCAAUCUUCAUCUUUGUAAAGAACACGCUUCCACCAACAGCUGCCCUGAUGUCCGCCAUCUACGAGGAGAACAAGGAUGAGGACGGCUUCCUCUACAUGACCUACAGCGGGGAGAACACCUUCGGUCUGUUCGUCUGAGUGGAGCAAGCACCAUUGGACAAUGCCUCCUGUAAAUAGGCAUCUAAGCAUCUAAAAAUACUGUGUAUAUAAUCUGGUCUAGCAGCAUGUUCCAAGACUUUUAGCAUCAUAUUGUCAAGAACCUAUCCAAAGAUCAUCAAAAGCACACGGUGCUCAGUACAUUUAAUUGACUGUUUCGUCCUUCCGUUAAACAAGUUGCAUUGUUUCAGUGUUCGCUCUGAAGUUGCUAUUUCUAA
Oryza brachyantha (malo sina) is the source of this 745-nucleotide messenger RNA. RefSeq names its product autophagy-related protein 8C. NCBI's taxonomy places the organism in Eukaryota, Viridiplantae, Streptophyta, Magnoliopsida, Poales, Poaceae. The coding region runs from base 147 to 509 and encodes 120 amino acids. The record is from RefSeq and is a predicted model, not a curated record. The transcript has 6 exons. Gene Ontology annotation, biological process: cellular response to nitrogen starvation.